Molecule: messenger RNA, 2115 nt
Organism: Penicillium griseofulvum
Lineage: Eukaryota; Fungi; Ascomycota; Eurotiomycetes; Eurotiales; Aspergillaceae
Exons: 1
Coding region: 1-2115 (704 amino acids)
Source: RefSeq, a predicted model, not a curated record
AUGCAUCAAGACCCUAACGAUAGUAUGCAAUCAGAUAUACCCCCCACGCAACCCAUCGUGGAACCCGACAAGCAUCCAUCGGAGCCCUCAAUACGUCCCGCAGAAGCCAUGCAGCAGCCGCCUGAAUCCCCAAAAGGCACUCCAGAAGAGAUGCUACGCACUCCGAAAGAGACACAACGCACUCCAGAAGACACAAAACGCACCUCAGAAUUUAAGAAGCCCACUUCACAAGCCGCAAAGCCCACAUCAUCAACACUAAACGACUCACCCUUCACACCACUGUCUAUGCGAGCUCUCUACUACACGCCAGAUGUAUUAGAAAACGAUGCACCCGAAGGCAUCCCAGAAGGAGAAAUCAGCGAGGCCAUGUCACCCGACGCAGAGCCAAGGGUUAUCCGGCAGAAGGGAACGAAUAUCGUAUUCGACCCAGGCUUCCCAACUCCACAGCCCUCCCCUCAGCAAUACCUUCUAAAGAUCAACACAGCAGCCUUCUGUCACGACGAGAUCCGUCUCGCCGACCUCCUCAACCCCCCAAAGGCCACGCCGCAGAUCCCACUCCACAGUCUCUGCGGGACAGUCAUCAGUACGCCGCGUGAUGACGACGAGCGGGAAGAAGGCCCAAAGUUCAAGAUUGGCGAUAUAGUCUUCGGUGUGGUUAGUUAUACACGUGACGGCGGAGCCGCAGAUUAUGCACUUGCGACUGAGAGCGAGCUAGCGCUGAAACCGGAAAAUAUCACUGUUUCUAGUGCUGCGGCGCUUGCUUUACCAGCGUUGACAGCUUGGCAGGCGCUUUUUCGGUAUGCCGGGCUUGAUCCCGACGUGCCUGGCGGUCUGCAGGGCGAGGAUGAGUCUGGGAAUGGGAUGGGGCGGUGGCAGUGGCAGCGUGGACGCCGUGAUACCGUGCUCGGCAGCAAGGAUUACGGUUACGGACACCGCAAAAGCACGGUCGCUGGUGCUGGAGGCAGAAACGCCAGCGUGGUGAAUGGUAGUAUCAGUGGUGCGGGCAAUGCAGCUGGAAACGGGCGUUGGGUUUGGCAGUGGAAUCGUCGCGGCGACCCACUCGACACCAAUACAGGUAGCACCGCUGGUAUCAAUGGUGCUGCUGACAUUGACAAUAUCCCUCCCGCUGCCAGAGCAGCCACUCCCCCUCCAGAUCCUAAGCAUGUGCGCCGCGAGAGCCUAGUCAGUCUCAUCAGCGGUAAUCCCAGUGGUAAGAAAAGCAUUCCUCGUGCUGCUAGCACAAUUGACCCCAAUCCCAAACGCACUGUCCGCCGCGAGAGUUUGAUCAACCUGAUCAAAGGCAGCAGCAACGGUCAAACUCGCGCUGCCAGCACCGUCGAUCCCGCUGCUGUUGCCGAUGCCACUAACAAUAACCGCCGCGCCAGCCUGGUCGAUUUAGUCCGUGGCGGCACCAAUGGACGGCGCAGCAGCCUGAUAGGGAGCAUAAUUGGCAACGCGAAUGGUAACGGCAACGGGAAACUAAAGCCACCCAAGAUUCGAGUGCUCGUCACCAAUGCCCGGGAUAACGACAUCGGCCGCACCGCGGUGCAGAUCCUACGAGCAGAUUCGCUUUUCCCCCCUGCUGUUCGGCCGUGGAUCUGUGUAACGUGCACGCAAGUCGAAGCCGAGAUCAUCGAGCAAGACUGGGAAGUAGAUGAGAUAGUCAUCAUCCCGCACCUCCCCUCAGCGGAGGAGUGUAAUAUCGAGAAAGUGUUUCGCGCGCGCCGAUGGCAGCCGGUUGAUAUCGUACUCGACUGUUCCGGUGGCGAAGUAUUCCGGGCUGCUCAUGCUGCGGGUGUCGUCAAGGACUACGGGGCUGUGUUGACUGUUGUGGAUGGUCAGGUUGCGCAGCAGUCUCCGCUUGUUCCUGAGAAGGAUGUGCUGGGCGAGAAGAAGCGCGGGAUUAAGAGUCGGUUUGUGCCUGUUAAUCCUGAUGGAAUAGCUAUGGAGCGAAUUGCGGAGUUGGUGGAGGAGAGUCUCGUCCGCGGGAGGGAGGUUACUGUUGUUGACCUUGCGCGUGCGGCGACUCUUUUGGCUUCUGGGGCUGCUGGUACAGCUGGGAGUCGGCGUGGUGGAAUGGUGGUUGUUAGGGUUAAUACUGGUGUCUGUACUUAG